UGGCCGAAAUUUAGUCUGUUAGGGAUCUCGUUGCACUAUUUGUAGCAUAAUUUGAGGUAUAGGGUUUAACGUUUUUGACGCGUUAAUCAUGGCAGAAGUCGAAGAAGCACCCAAAGCUCCUACCGAAACACAUGGACCUAUUCUCUCUGCAGAAGAUCGUCUGCAACUUGCAGAUUUUGACAGUCGCCAAUUUGGAUUUGUCAAGCUUGAUGCAUCUGAUGGAACUGCUAAGAAAAGCUUGCUGGAGAAGGGUGUGAGUCACUACCACAACCUCCUGCGUGUCCAUGCUAAACAGUCUAGCCUUGCCAGUAGUGGAAGUGAGGGGCAAGAGAAGGUGAAGCCGGUCGAGUCUGGGGUUUUCUGCCAUCUUGGUCAUCUGCACCUAUUGCUGGAGCAGUACCCUAAAGCCCUGUCAGCAUACCAGAAGUUUUACAACAUGCAACCAGAUUCAUGGAAGAAUGCCCCCUUCCUGUAUGGGUUAGGACUCGUCUACUUCCAUUUCAAUGCCUUCAAUUGGGCUGUGAAGGCGUUCCAGCAGGUGCUGUAUAUUGAUCCAGGGUUUAAGAGAGCGAACGAAGUCCAUAUCCGUCUUGGGUUGAUGUUCAAAGUCAUUAACAACUAUGACGCAGGUUUGAAACAUUUCCGACUGGCACUGACAGAUUUAAACGAAUGUUCUCUUGAGAAGGUUGAAAUUCGUCUACACAUUGCUCACUUGCUGGAGGUACAGGGGAAGGUGAAUCAGGCGAAGGAGUCCUACGAACAGUUCGCACAGCUUGAGGACAUCAAGAGCACUGUGAAAGCCACAGCGUUAAGACAGCUAGGUUGGCUGUACCACACAGAGGAACAGUUUGGGGACAAGCAGACGCGAGAGACCCGAGCGAUCCACUACCUACAGAAAUCCAAUGAGUUAGACCCCAGUAAUGGACAGACUUGGUACCUUCUUGGAAGGUGUUAUUCUAGUAUAGGCAAAGUCCAUGAUGCUUUUGUGUCCUACCGCCAAUCCAUCGAUAAGUCUGAAGCUAAUGCUGACACCUGGUGCUCAAUAGGAGUGCUGUAUCAGCAACAGAACCAGCCUAUGGACGCUCUCCAGGCCUACAUAUGUGCGGUGCAGUUGGACAAGUCUCAUUCUGCAGCCUGGACGGACCUAGGGAUACUCUAUGAGGCGUGCAACCAGCCCAAUGAUAGCCUCACAUGUUAUCUGAAUGCUUCCAGAAACAAAACUCGAGUCGGUUCUAAUCUAGCAUCAAAGGUGAAGUUUCUGCAACAGAAUCUUAGCAACGUACCAAUGCAACAUUUCCAAAACAAGCCUCGCACACUGCCAAGCAUAGAAGAAGCGUGGAGACUGCCCAUCCCUGCUGAACUCACAUCUCGACAGAGUCAGGCACCACAGCCAGUGCAGCCCGCUGACCGCCCUCAUGGCAUGUUGCCCCCAGCCCAGGUACAGAAUGGCAGUCUGCCCCCCCACCCUGGCCUUGCAGGGUUCACUGAGGAGGAACAGAAGAAGAAGGCGGCACAGUCCAGGAAAAGGCCAUCAUCAGAAGAAAUGCCUACUCCUCAAGCCACACACCCCCAACAGGCCCCCCACCCCCCACAGGGUGCCCCGCCCCAGUUCCUCAAUCAGCAGCAAAUGCAUCUUCUUCAAUACCUGGGACAGAAUCAGGGUAACCUGACUCCGCAGCAGCAGCAGAUGUUCCACCAGCUCCAACAUCAGUAUUACCUGCAGCAGCAGCACCUCAAGAUGCAGGCCUCACUGCAGACACAGGGAAAUCAGAUGCCACCAAUGAGAAUGCAGCCUCCACAGGGUCAUAUGCCAAACCAGCAUAAUCCUCUGCAGUCCCAACUCUCGCCAACAGGGGGCGUUAUGCCGCCAGGUGGACCAAAUCCCCAAGGAAUUCCUGGACAGCACGGAUCAGGAAUGAAAAGUCAUAUGCCAGGUCAAGGUCAUCUCCCAGGUCAAGGUCACCUUCCAGGUCAAGGUCACCUUCCAGGUAUGAGGCCAGGGUUGCCUCUGCCUGGUGGGAAUCUACCUCUUCCUACCCCGCACAGCAACAUUCCAAUGAACACAAUCACACCAUCGUCUCAGGGUUAUGGUGCCGGACCCCUGCCUCCGACAUCAAACCAGCCACCUCAUCACCGACUGCAGCCUGGCUUCCCGGGUCAGGGCGGGAAUGUACCCCAUCAGAACUUUACACCAUUGAUCUCAGAUCCAGGGUCUAAAGACCUUCAAACCGCAGCAGCCAGCUUGAGUGAUCAGGAUCUUACUGCUCUCCUCUCUCGCCAGGACAUUGCUACCUCCCUGGCUGAGGACCUUCUUGCUCAGAUAUCUCAAGGCCAUGACCAGGCCGCAAAGGGACCUAGUAGACUUAGUGGUUCUAGUCAGCAGCCCAUUCCCUCAAUGUCGCUGCAACCCAAGCAGCCUGUUAUAGGGCCCUCGCCACAGAUCAUUGCAGGCCCGCAUCAGAAUCGGGACAACGGUGGAGUGCGCAGCAUGCCUGCCGAUCGUGUGAUGUCAUCAGAAAGUGGUGUGUCACCUACCAACAGUGCUUUAUCUCUACAUUCCUCGACCUCCUCUCAGGGAUCUGCUCAAACAGGAAGCAAUAAGCAGAAAGACUUGCUUCAAGGCAUAUCGACAGAUAAGGACAGAGUCAUUGCUGCGUUAGAGUACAGUUCACUUUUGAAAAUUGAAAAAACUGAGCCGUGUGUGCAGAAGAAGGAUGAGAAACCCAUGCCCACAUUGUCAAUAAAUAUGUGCGGGCGUGAAAUAGUUGAUGCAUCCAAAGGGCUAGGUAAGAAAGGGUACUACUCCGAUCUGUGUCCACCACCACAUCCGCCAACACCUCCUUAUCCUACUCUUCCUAAGGAGAGUCUCAACCCACCUACACCCAGCGUAUAUCUUGAGAGCAAGCGUGACGCCUUUUCCCCAGAGCUUCAGCAGUACUGCCAUUCUCAGCCAGUUGUAGUUAUACGAGGGUUAGCUGGAGCCCUGAAAUUAGAUUUAGGUUUAUUUUCGACAAAAACUCUGGUGGAAGCCAAUGCUGAUCAUCGUGUUGAAGUUCGCACACAGAAGCAGCAGGCUCCGGACGAGAACCGGGACAGCUGGGGCAACAAGGUCUGGCACUGUGACAGCAGCCGGAGUCACACGACCGUCGCCAAGUACGCCCAGUACCAGGCCUCCUCAUUCCAGGAGUCACUCAAGGAAGAGGCUGAGAAGGCGAAAGGUCAGCACAAGGAGAAGGAUUCUGACAGUGACUCCAACUCAUCCUCAUCCUCUAAGGGGAAAAAAUUGAAAAUCAUUAAGUUCGGGACAAACGUCGACUUGUCAGACGAGAAAAAGUGGAAGCUGCAACUACACGAGCUGACCAAAUUGCCCUCGUUCACGAGAGUUGUUUCAGCCGGAAACAUGCUGAGUCACGUGGGACACACCAUUCUCGGAAUGAAUACAGUACAGCUGUAUAUGAAGGUGCCAGGAUCAAGGACGCCAGGCCAUCAGGAGAACAACAACUUCUGCUCGGUGAACAUCAACAUCGGUCCCGGGGACUGUGAGUGGUUUGCUGUUCCCGAUCAGUACUGGGGAGUCAUAUACAACCUGUGUGAAAAGAAUAGUGUGAACUAUUUGACGGGGUCGUGGUGGCCUGUUCUGGAGGACCUGUAUGAGGAGGACGUCCCGGUGUACAGGUUCAUUCAGAAACCGGGGGACCUCGUCUGGAUCGGCCCGGGCACUGUACACUGGGUGCAGGCAAUUGGUUGGUGCAACAACAUUGCCUGGAACGUGGGUCCGCUGACCGCUCGACAGUUCCAGCUGGGUAUUGAGAGAUACGAGUGGAACAAGCUGCAGAGCUAUAAGUCAAUAGUUCCCAUGGUGCAUCUGUCAUGGAACCUGGCCAUGAAUGUUGGCAUGACUGAUGUCAAGUUGUACGAACAAAUCAGAUGGAGUUUGUUGAGGUCACUUCGCCAGAUACAGAUGACGUACGACACGCUGGAAGUGUUGGGGAAGGAGGUGAAGUGGCAUGGCCGAUCUAAGGAUGAAACUGCCCACUACUGCAAUGACUGCGAGAUUGAAGUGUUCGAUAUCUUGUUUGUGACUGAGCAAGACAGGAAGUUUGUUGUCCACUGUCAAGACUGUGUGUACAAGACCAGCCCUGCACUCGAGGGAAUCGUCGUCCUCAACCAAUUUCUUAUUGAAGAUCUCACUGAAAUCUAUGAUAAAUUCCAACUGCACACUGCCCCUCCAACACCAUCGUUAUCUCUGGUGUCCAGCUGAACACGCCCAACACUAGGCAGCAGCCGUGUACGACAACAUCACAGCCAAACCCAGGGGAUCAAAGUGUCAUCUAUGCAAAUCUGCUCCAACCAGCCACUGCCCAGCCUACUGGAUUCCAAUAACUUUCAUUUCUAUCUCAGUUCUGUGGAGAGACCGGCAAGAAUUCUUCUCAACUUGACAACCUGAAUCACACGGAGACGUAGAAGAACAGUGUUUCUGCAGGGGAUCCCAUGGGAUAAUAUUGCUGAUAUUUGACAUGCAUUAAUAUUAAUGGUUUGAGUCUGGAGACUUUUUGUAAUUCCACGUCGACCAUUCAUAAUCUGAAGAACUGUUCUGAAGGAAAAGCUUGUCUACAGACAGCCCAAGCUAAGAUACACAUGUAUGAAGAUGAGAGGGGAAAAGCAUUUCUACAGAGAUUCAAAAUGAAGAACGAAUAUAAUACUGCAAUAACAUGUGCCCUCUAUAUCUGCAUGGUUAUGUUCAUUGGGCAUUUCUGUAGAAGGUUCAGAUGUGAAGACUUCUGUUUUCUCUGUAUGCAUCGCCCAUUAUAAGAGUUUAAGUGUUCCAGCUUAGCUGAAAAUGUUGCCUAGUUCAUCUAGGGAGACUGUAGAACUUGUUACACAUCAGUUCUCAUCUGGCGGUACAUUGGUAGAAUAUAGAAUAGAAUCAUGUAUACAUGCACUUCUAUAACUUGACAAUGAUACAUAUACUAUAGGAAGCUUUAGAUCUGAGCAUCCCGGGUGUCAGUCAGUGAGACAGGACAAAGUAGAAGCUAAGAAAGACAUUGCUGGGAAUGGUUUCAGCUAGUCGAAGACAUUACUCCUAAUUAACCUGGAAGUCACUUUUUUCUUCCAAUCAAUGUAUCUGUACAUCAAGAUCAUUCUACAUUAGCAGAUUCACACUGCAUCUGUGAAUCAAGAUCAUUCUACAAUAGCAGAUUCACACAGCAUCUGUGCAUCAAGAUCAUUCUACAAUAGCAGAUUCACACUGCAUCUGUGAAUCAAGAUCAUUCUACAUUAGUAGAGACACACAGCAUCUGUGAAUCAAGAUCGUUCGGCGAUAGUAGAAACACACUGCAUCUGUGAAUCAAGAUCAUUCUACAUCAGUAGAGACACACAGCAUCUGUGAAUCAAGAUCGUUUGGCGAUGGUAGAGACACACUGAAUCUGUGAAUCAAGAUCAUUCUGCGAUAGUAGAGACACACUGCAUCUGUGAAUCAAGAUCGUUCGGCGAUGGUAGAGACACACUGAAUCUGUGAAUCAAGAUCAUUCUGCGAUAGUAGAGUCACACUUCUGGUAAGAGGAGAAGAUUGUUUAACUGAGAAGUAACCUUGCCUGUACAAGUGCCAGCUCCAACCUUUCUCUGGAUUUGUCUGGUGUUCUUCAAGACGAUUCAGGGGUAUCAUCAAUGAGCUGGAGUCACAGCUUCUGUCAAUGUCUUCUUGUACACUUGACUAGUGUUUCUCUUGAAAGUGAACACAAGUGGCAAUGGGUCACUUCCUGCAUCAACUGUUAUCUCCCUUUCUCAAGCACUAGGGGGCUCUUGUGUAGUUUCCCAACGUGGCAGACUUUGUUCACUGUAGUGUUCAAUUGCAGUGUGGAGUUUGUACAGUUUGGGAUUAAUAUUAGUUGGACUUUAUUAUAGAUUUAUAAAAUGGUGGAUGUAUGUGUGUUGAAUAUGUGAGAUGACCCCCUAGUGGCCAUGAAGAGAACUAUUUAUAGAGUUCUCUCCCCUUUGACCAGAUUCUAAUAUGCUGAUUUUUUCAGUGGCUAAUAUAUUUCCGCAAAAUAUUGCUUGUUCAUAUAUACAUAAACGUGUAUUGAUUGCUAUUUCAGAAGAAUAUAUAAUUGUGAUAUGAUCUUCAUAGUUUCUGUGAGAAGGAAAGUGUGAAUGGGGGAAAAAUUCAAUAUUUCUUUUCGUCUUAAGCCUGAUGAUUGAAAUCCCAUGUCAUUAUCUCAUAUCAUGGAGAGAUUUAUUUUCAUUGGAAAUGUUAGAAAUUACAUCUUGAAGUACUCUUUACUUGACUAAUUUUUGUGUUGAAAUUUUGUGAUUUUUGCAGUUACAUCUUUUAAUGUUUGUUCUAAGUAUACACAAUCAUUUUAUUUGAUAUUUAUGUUUAUUAAUACCUAGAAUCUAUACUGUAAUUUACCUUUGUAGGAGUGUAGACGAUUUAGUGCCAAACACCUAUAAACUGCACAUUAGUGGAAAAUAUCAAAAAUAGCUGAAAAGUUGAACUCAGGUUUCAAAUGUAGUCCGUGUAUUAUUAUAUACUAGUGAUUCAUGGUGACUGUCGUGCAAUAUGGCGAUACAUUGAUUAUUUCACUGUUACCAAAGCUGACCUACAGAAGAAGAAGAAUCUGAAGCUGUUUUUACAAUUAAUGUCUUGUAGAUGGAUUGGACAUUUACUCUGUAGAACGAAAGCAUUUCUUCUGUGUAAAACUUGAGGAAUAAUUAAGUCAUAUGUCAUGUCAUCUUCAAGACUUUAAAACAGUCUUGCGAAAUAUUGUAUUGAGGAAAUAUUGUAAGCUAUGAGAACAAUGCUGUCUGAAGUAAAAGCACAGUCAUGUAUCUUCAUGUUCUGUAGCCCAUUGUGUAACAAAAUAUAUAAUCUGUCACAUUCUUUACUGGGCUUUUGUCAGUCAGGUUUUCGAAUUGGAACUUGAGACACAGUGGGAGUUUAAAUGUCCAGUUUUGUCUGAAUCCAGUAACCCCCCCCCAGCUGUGUGGUGUCGAGGCCAUCUGUCUGAGGUCAUGUGACAGGAUCUUGGCGUCCAUUUUGGAUCAGCCCCUCUACAGAAGCAGGUGUUGGACACCUUAGUCUAGACACCACAGCUUGUCUGAAUGUAGGUGUUCAACACCCUGUGUCACACACGUCUGUGACUUCACCUUGUAAGACACCAGGUGUCCUUUCUAAGGCAGGUGUUCUCUUGUGUAUUACAUGACACCCGAUCUCAAAUUUCUCUGUGACACCAUGUCUUACAUCAUUACCAUCAGAAUUUACACAAACAUAGAAGCCUGUUUGGUCAAGUAUGAGACACCAAAUCUUGCAUGUAACCCUUCAUAUUGAGCUUCCCAGUAAUAAAUGACACCAGAUCAUCUCAUCCCUCCGUCAUUGUUGAUACCAUCACAAGAAUACUCUGUUGCCAAAAGUGCCCCUUGAGAACUCACUGCCACAGGAGACGUUUACAACAAUGUUAUUUUCACACAUAUACACGCUGUUUGAAAUGGCAGAAGUCUAGAAGGCAGGAUUUUCAUUGUUAAGGUUUGUGAAGAAGGAAACCCAUGUUAGGAGCAACGUUGAAUGCAGAUUGUGGAGGUUAUCGCGUGCAAAUUGGAGAUCAGGAUCAAUAUUUUGAUGCACUACUAGCAACGUGUUAUUUAUUUUGGAAAAGUAUUGUCAUGAAUUACCUUAUUAGGUCAUUAUUCAUUGGUAGGUGGCUUUCCUGCCUUGUGUGGGUGCACUUUAACCGUCAGAAAGUUGUGGACUAUUUAUUGGUAGUGUAGGACUGAAAGUUGUUGAAUUUUCUCUUCUGAGGUAUGUUAGUUAUUCCGAGACCUGACUAUGCAUUGUUAUUCUAUCAACAGCUUGAACUGUUUUCUACCUCGGGACAACAAGUUACCAUCUGCUGUCAAGUGCCAACCAUCUGAAGUCACUUGCAAUGUGCCAUGUUUAACAUACGAAUUACCUCCAGCUGAAAAUGGUACAGUCCAGAUCAGAGAGGAGAUUAUUCCAUCCUUCAAAUCAAGGGGUCAUUAAUCAGUACAUUGAUUUUUGUUUUGCUGUUUUCAGUCCACGUAUAGCAUUUGCUCAGAAGUAGUGAAAGUUGUAACGUAUAUAAGCAUAUCAGAGAGAAACGAACAAAAUCAUUUGCUGCUGUGGUAAUUGUUUGCAUUUUGUCCAUAUGCAUUUUGAGAUUUGUUUAUAUCAAUGCUCAGAAUUGAAUGUGUGUGCUUGAAAAAAAACAACAUUGUCAGCAAUGCCAUCUUGCAAAUAGUUUCAAUAGAACAUCAAACCAUUUUGUAGUUAAAAACCAAAUCUUGUUGCAAAAUGGCUGACGCUGGAGUUAACAUUAUUCACACGCUCAUUAUGAAUCAUACAUUUAUUUUACAAAAUACGAAAAGUAUAUCGUCAGUUUGUAAAAAAAAUGUCAGUAAUGCUCCUCAAUGAAUUCAUUAUCACAGACUCUCCAUACAUACACUCUACAGUGACUUAAAACAUCAUUUACAAGGGAGCUAACUCCGGGUAUACCAACAAACAACAUCGAACUGAGUACGAGCUUUGUAUGCGGUAGGGAUUUGAUAUAUAUAUUUCAGAGAAAUAACUUUAUACAUUUUUACUGGAACUACACCAUGUGACAAUUGUAUCCGCUACAGUUAUUGUUUCAUACAUUAUAUUUCAUGUUUUUGAUACAACUGAAGUUUGUUUUUUGGAAGGUUGUAUAUUUUUGGUAGUAAUUUUCCUCUGUGUUUUCUGUUGCCUAUGAUGCACCCAGGUUUAGCAAGUUUGUAGAGCAUAAUAUUAGAUGCUGUUGUUAAACCUAUAUACUUCAUUGUGCACCUGUGCUGUCCUAUCGUUUUUGUACUUGUCAGCCAUCUUUGAUUUUCAUGCCGACUUGUAAGGGAGUUUUGGCCAAGACUUGAGGCCUGGAAUGUGUAUAGAUGGGUUGGACAGUCUUUAAGAAAUGAUCUUCACACAGUACACAGAUUAAGAUGAACUGAUAUUGAGUAAAAAAGAAUGAAUAUAUAUACAGUUCUUAAAGAUUGUCCCAAAUUUUGUGUGUAUGCAUUGUGAGGGAAUGUUUGUUUAAUAACUCCAUGUAAAUUUGGUUUCUAAAGUUCUUUUUUUUUUAGGGUUUGUGAACAAUGAUUGAUAUGUGAAGGCGAAUUUACAUGUGGUAGUGAAACACUGUAAAUUUGCUGUCUUCAAAUUUUAAAACUUUGUUGUUUAGUAAAGAUUUCAUCAGUUUAUGUACCAUAAAAGACAUUGUGUACAUGAUGACCUUUGAUUUGAUCAAAUGUGCAGUUUGAUCACUAAACCGGUUUCAUGGAUGUACAGAGAUUGUCAUGAGGUUGCCAUGGCAACUUGGUGUAAAUGUUUAGUUGUUUCAUGAGAGAUUUCAGCUUGGAUUUAUCUAGGUGGUUUUGUGAUUUGUGCAGUCUGCAGAGUGUAUAAAAUACAGAGUGUACAUUUUGUGGUUGGAUAUUGAAGAAUUAUCUCCCUUUGGUGAAUAUUGUGGCAUGGAGAAGAAAUUUAUAAUUUGUCUUGCUUGAGCACCCAGGAAGGGACCAUUUGUCAUGACUGUAUUUAACUUAUUUCAUUGUUUGCAAAGCUGCUAAUCCCAAAUUAGAUUGGCAUGUUACGCCAUUUUUGCACUGAUCUCAAGUCAUUUCAAUUUGUUAAUAUUCGUUAUUUCUGCAAUAUUGAAAAUGGGAGAUAACUCUUAAAAUUUAUUUCUCGGGUCCUAUUAUUGAAUAGUGUUUCCUUUUUCAUUCUUUUGAUAAAGCUCUAGUGUUCUGAUUGUUUGUGCAUAUUUGUUAUUCUCAUGAUGAUGUGUUAGAGAUGACAUAAAGGUUUGAAUCCUGAAAUUUCAUGAAUGAUUGUCAUCUUGGGUUUAUCAUAAAACUGUCGCGUCUCUGUAUAUGAACCAUUGUCGACUAUUUAUUGUGUUCAUUAAAAUUAUCUUUCUGA
Haliotis rufescens (red abalone) is the source of this 9949-nucleotide messenger RNA. Its product is annotated as histone demethylase UTY-like. The record is from RefSeq and is a predicted model, not a curated record. Gene Ontology annotation, molecular function: chromatin DNA binding; RNA polymerase II cis-regulatory region sequence-specific DNA binding; histone H3K27me2/H3K27me3 demethylase activity. The transcript has 30 exons. Gene Ontology annotation, cellular component: MLL3/4 complex. Lineage: Eukaryota; Metazoa; Mollusca; Gastropoda; Lepetellida; Haliotidae. Bases 89 to 4261 code for a protein of 1390 amino acids. Gene Ontology annotation, biological process: regulation of gene expression.